GCACCAGUCACCACGCCUCUUUCAGUCACACGUAGCUGCAGUCUAGCCGCUGUAAUUGUAAAUGUACAGCUUGAAUUAAAUUAUCUUUAUGUUACUAAAAUGCUGAAUAUGAGGAUUAUAUCUGCUGCAACGUGAGAGGUCUCUGUCGAUCGUUUGUGAUAAACGGCAUCAGAGGGCGAACUCUGUGUUACUCAACCGCUUGGGUAACACAUGAAUGGUGGCUGGUUACGUUAGCUAACACCAGUGUUUGCUACGCCAAAGUCAGAUGCUACAAUAGCUUAGCAACGUGUAGCAUCUAUAGCUAGGUGGGUUCAUUGUAUUUCAAGAUGUUUUCCAGAGUCAGAAUAUGUUUGGCCAGAUUGCGCACUGGUGUAAAUUCAGUGGCAUCUGUAAGAGUGACACCUCAACUCUGCAGACAUCAGCAUCGGACAUUCAGCUCUGAGUCUGCUACUGUCAAGGUGCUGUAUGAUGGGCUUUGUCCCAUAUGUGUGACAGAGAUCCGGUUCCUCCAGUUUCUGCAGAGAAACCAGCCAGGGAAAGUGGAUUUCGUCGAUAUCUCCCUGCCAGGCUAUGAUGGGGGGAAAUUUAAGGACAUCAGCUAUGAGAUGGCCAUGGAGGAAAUGCAUGUGAUUGAUGAGAAAGAUGAGGUUCACCGUGGGAUCCCAGCAUUUGCAGUCAUGUACGGUGCGGUGGGUCUUGGUUGGUUGGGGCGCUUCAUGACGUGGUCACCUGUGAGGCCAUUUAUGGACCAAUCCUAUGCCAUCUUUGCAAGGAAUCGUUUAAAGUGGACCGGACGUGCGGAGGAGUGCACCACAGGACGCUGUGAAAAGAAAUGACAUUGACUCUUGACCAGAGAAAGAAGAAAGUAUGUCUAAUUAAUUGUAAAGAAGAACUGGAUAAAUACUGCAUGGUUAGUCCCCUUUAGCCUUUGGUUCAUCAUGAACCUUUCUGGAAGAGUUUCGGUACUGUUUUUCUGCUGAAAGGAAAUAGCUGGAUUAAAUGUGUUUGCUGUGAAGAUAUUAUUUAGUGCAGAAUGUCUUUGCUUGUAAGACUGUUAGUCUCACUUGAUAUUCUUCAGUCAGUUCAGUUAAAACAAACCAACAUCUUCCAAGAGUGAUACACAAAUGAAAAUGAUGACAGUAAUAGAUGGUUGCAAAAUAUAAGCAAAAAUACUGUAAAAACAAGUUUCUGCAAUUUGCUGAAAAUGUCCUGAAUAUUAAAAAUUGAUUCAUAAUGUUAAGCUUAAUAUUAAACAUUCAAAGAAAUGUAUCAAAAA
This is a messenger RNA of Seriola dumerili (greater amberjack), 1276 nucleotides long. RefSeq lists its product as uncharacterized. The transcript is spliced from 3 exons. Gene Ontology annotation, molecular function: protein-disulfide reductase activity. The coding region runs from base 327 to 836 and encodes 169 amino acids. Lineage: Eukaryota; Metazoa; Chordata; Actinopteri; Carangiformes; Carangidae. The record is from RefSeq and is a predicted model, not a curated record.